This is a messenger RNA of Aspergillus campestris IBT 28561, 2535 nucleotides long. Its product is annotated as DEAD/DEAH box helicase. The record is from RefSeq and is a predicted model, not a curated record. NCBI's taxonomy places the organism in Eukaryota, Fungi, Ascomycota, Eurotiomycetes, Eurotiales, Aspergillaceae. The coding region runs from base 1 to 2535 and encodes 844 amino acids. Gene Ontology annotation, molecular function: 5'-3' DNA helicase activity. The transcript has a single exon.
AUGGCCAAUCUUUUCAGCAAGCCAGACACGACCGUCAAAUUUCCGGUCAAGUCCAUCAGAUACCAUGGCCUGGGAGAAAGUAUUGCGAUGGCUCAACCAAUUGCAAUCAAUCCCGCAAUCAGUUUGCUGCUGUCUUCGUCAACAGUGAGGCUUCGCCAGGGUCUUUCGAUCAACCAAGGACGCAGUCGCUCUUUCUGGAACGUCACGUUCCACAUCUCCAAUAUUCACAUUGUAUCGCUGGAGACAGCAAAGGACGAGCUCAUCUACACGUUUGAGUCCCGCUCUGACUUCGCAAGCGCCACUGAUAUUGAACAUCGAGAAGCCCUUCCAGAGCCAUCCACGUACCCACUUGCGGCAGUGAACUUGCUCAACCGGGUUAUUCAGAUUACCAUGGGUUUGCCCAGUCCCAAGCUGUGGGAAAGGCAGUCCGGCCUAGUUUGUCAGGCCCUCCGUGGGGGUAGUCUCGUUCUUUCUCAAGCGGAGAGUGAGUAUGUCAAUAUCAACAGCCGGGCUAUCAUCAAAGAGGCCGAGGAAGAAGAAAAGUGUCUCGCUGGUCGUGGAUGCCACGUAAAGUGCGUCUCAGUAGCGGGCCGAACCAUAUUAGGAAUCUGGCCUGGCGAGGACCGUCCGUUCCGCCUCUACAGAGGUUGCACCGUGGUGCUCCGUGGCAAGCACUUUUUCGUCAAGGAAGUGGCCAAAUGUUAUCGAAUUUCUGGCGAGAAGGAGUCCCCGGAAGAAUGGAUGGCCUCGGUAUCAGGGGACUCUCCCAAGUGGAGAUCGUUACUUGACGCCCCUGUGCAUGCGGUCCUCAAAAACGAGGUAGACAUCAGAAUUUUCGGCCAUAUAGAGGUGGACAAUGUCGAAGUCCACCCUUUGUCCAACCCUGUGGUGCAGAAUCGACUGCUGGGACCUACCCGAAAGCUUUCCGAAAACUGGGGCGACGAGGACUUCGAUACAAUGUGUCAAGAAUUCGAGAAUCACGGUGCGACAAUCCCCAGUGGCCACACAACAAAGCUUCCACUUACUUCGAUGUUCCUGCUCUCGGCCCCUCGGGUUGAUACCCAUGACCCCUUGAUCACCUCUCCCGGGGAUCUGAGCACCCUUGUGCCGAAAGAGUGGAGGCUCAAUGAGGCACAAGCGCAAGCAACUACCCAACUGCUUACGCAUUCCUUCUCUUUGGUGGCUGGGCCUCCGGGUACCGGCAAAACGCGAAUAAUUGCUGCAGCCGCCAUGUUUGUAACACAGUUCCUCCGCCAUAGUUCGGUAGGAUCGGCUAGAUUGGCCGUCCUAGUACCGACCGAUGCAGCAGGUGCUGCUGUUAUGUCUCAAUUGUCCAGUGCCUUUCAAGAGUUUAGAUACGGAGAUCACAAACUCAUGCGUCUUCGGAGCAGAGCCGACUCUGAAGACCGACUUUUUGGGGGUGAUACACAACAAUUUGAUGACAUUGAGCAAAUCAUCGCUCACGCCAAGGAAAAGCCUGGUAAAUAUGGUCAAUUCCUUCGAGAGAUUGAAAGGCUUAGGACCUGUGGCCGGGUGAAGGAGAACUUUCAAGAGUUCAAUCAGCAACGACGCGAGCUCAUUAUGAGCGUUAUGAAGGAUGUUCAAGUGGUGGUGACCCUGCCGCUUAACACCAAGGAGAUGAUUCGGCGAGAAUUCAGCCCUGAAUUCGUUAUCUUCGACGAAGCUAAUUAUUUCCGCGAUCCGGAAAUCUUCAGCGUUUUGGGUCAACUGAAGGCGGAUUCCCGCGUGCUCUUUGUCGGUGAUCCCAAGCAAUUGUCGCCUCCUGUUUUUACCAGCCAGGGAGCGACAGCGUGGACGAAAUCAGCCUUUACGCGACUAUUAGACAAGAAAUACCACCAGACGCUCUUGAAUCUCUCGUAUAGGUCCCACAAGAUUCUAUACAACCCGACCUCUAUAGCCUACUAUGAGGGACAGGCCCAGUCAUUCCGCGGCGGGCCGAACAAGACCGUCGGGGUCAACCCGGGGAACCCUGUGAUCGUUCGACUUGGCAGCAAAACCUGGAGUCUACCAGGGCUUUCCCAUUUCCUGCAUCUUGCGCGUAUCAAUUUGGAUGACACUAACAAGGAUCCCUCUGGGUCCUUGUUUCACCCCCGGGAGGCCGAGCUUGGGGUCGAAUUGGCCCGAAGCCUCCUCGACAGGGGCGCUAGGGACAUCCUCAUCAUAUCACCCUACAAGGCCCAAGUGGCCCUGGUCAAAAAGGUGUGGGAGCAGAACCAUCCCCAUACAAUCGCACCGAGGAUUCAAACCGUCGACGCUUCCCAAGGGUCGGAAGCAGAGGUCGUGAUCGUUCUGAUCACGCGUAAUUUUGGCUCUGCCGGCUGCCUCCAGUCAACGAGGCGGACCAAUGUGAUGCUGUCCAGGGCCCGUGUCGCCCAGUACGUUGUGGGUAAUUGGGACUGGGUCGCGGGCAGGGGCUUCGCCCCAGACUCCGGAAAAUUGAACGCCUAUUUUGAUGGGGCUGAUCAUGUCCUGGACAAGCGGACCGAUUAUGCCAUCGCCCCAACGGUAGGGUAG